AUGAGCAUGAGCAUGAUGCCAUUGUCCACGGAUGCCUGUGCCACCGCUAUUGGCGAGCUUGACAUCACCUCGCUUCCACUCGAGACGCGGUUCCCGCCGUUCCCUCUGAGGCAGUACGGCGGGUUCUGGCUGUUGGAGAAGUUCCUCCAGGGCGUUCCGGCCGUUCACUCCGUCUUCGAGCCAAGGUCGUCGGACAUCCUCCUCGCCAGCUUUCCCAAGUGCGGCACCACCUGGCUCAAGGCCCUCGCCUUCGCCACGCGCAACCGGGCCGAGCACCCUCUGCGUGGCCUCGACCACCCGCUCCGCCGCCGCAACCCCCACGACAUCGUCCAGUACUUGGAGCUGCAGCACGCGCAAUCCAUGGGCCACGUGGUGGCGGCGCUCCCUUCGCCACGUGUGCUCUCGACACACCUGCCAUACUCCCUCCUGCCUCGACGCAUCACCACGGAGGAGUCCGCCUGCAGGAUCGUCUACAUCUGCCGGGACCCCAAGGACGCAUUCGUCUCCUCGUGGUUCUUCACCAAGAAGACAGUGGCGGCCGCCGCUGCGAGAGCACGAACCGGCGAGGAGCCGCCGCCGUACAUGUUUGAGGAGGCCUUCGAGCUAUUCUGUGAUGGCAUAUGUGUCAGUGGCCCGCAGUGGCGCCACGUGCUGGGGUACUGGGAGGCGAGCAGGAGGCAGCCUGAGAAGGUGCUCUUCCUCCGGUACGAGGAGAUGCUUCAGAACCCUGAGAGCAACGUGAAGAAGCUGGCGGAGUUCAUGGGGUGCGCCUUCUCCGUCGAGGAGGAGGCGACCGGGGUGGUGCAGGACAUCGUGGAGCUGUGCAGCCUCGAGAGCCUCAAGAACAUGGACGUGAACAAGAGUGGCAGUCAUGGUCCGUUGGCGCAUGAGUCCUUCUUCAGGAAGGGUGUGGCCGGGGACUGGAGCAACCACAUCACGCCGGCCAUGGCGGAGAGGCUCGACAAGAUCGUCGAGGACGCGCUGCAAGGCUCGGGAUUCACCUUUGACGUCGCAGAGCCGUCUGCAUGA
This is a messenger RNA of Triticum turgidum subsp. durum (durum wheat), 1029 nucleotides long. The record is from the annotation of a GenBank genome assembly. NCBI's taxonomy places the organism in Eukaryota, Viridiplantae, Streptophyta, Magnoliopsida, Poales, Poaceae.